This is a messenger RNA of Physella acuta, 1100 nucleotides long. RefSeq lists its product as uncharacterized. The record is from RefSeq and is a predicted model, not a curated record. Lineage: Eukaryota; Metazoa; Mollusca; Gastropoda; Physidae.
AAGAAAUCGUAGCUUUGUGUAUUGUGUGUUGUCAAAGUCCACUUCCUACUUACAGGUUUUAGUGUAUUUUACUGAAGUAGACCAAGUCCUGAUAUUAGAUUCUAAACUAAAUAAAUUCUUUGUAAUUAUUUAAUGGACACGAGCGAGAAAACUCUCAAAGGUAUUUGAGAGGUGUAUAAAUUAGUUUAAAAAUCAGGCACGGCGUAGUUACAAUUAAUAUGGUUAUAAAAUCCUGUCUGUCUGGUUUUUUUCGGACUUUACUAAAGAUUGGAUGUAUUUGAUGUUUAUAAUAUUUUCGGUAACUAAAUAAAAAUUAAAAAAAAAGCAAAAACAAUUUGGUUUUCACGUGUAAUGGCGACAUAAACAAUGGCAUCCUGCUAUUGGAUAGGCCGCCAUUGAUUUUAUUGUACACAUUGUAAGCUAAAAAUAGAAAACUAGGUCAUGGGGUUUUUAAUUUGCAUUGUUAUUUAAAAACUUGAUCUGCAAAGUUUUGUAAACAAAUAGUUAUCGAUCACUAAGUUACUGUACAGCCAAUCAAUAUUUGUCUUACGAAAGUGAAACAUCCGGUUAUAACUUAGGCUUGAUGAAAAUAAAUAGAAAUGUAGCCUUAAACUCAACAAAUUAUUUUCAAGUUCUCUGGAUUUGCAACUUUUAUAGCAUUGAUUCUAAAAAUAUAAAAUUUCUGUGGACGAGGGAACAAAAGAAGGAUUUGUGCGGCUUAAGAUAAAGAUGAAUGGAUUAAAAAUAAAAAGCUCUGGAUUUAAAAUUAUGAAAUUUCCUGGCAACCGACACCCCCUUCCUGAGGCUAAAAAUGCCACAAUAGAGCCACCUGAAUUUAGCACAAGAGGGAUUGUGUUUGAAGUCAAGGGUGGAAUAGAUACUGACAUGAAAAGUGCCCACUACAGACUGGUGAUCAAACUUCUUCCUUAUGACAUCAUCCCUAGUGAAUCUUAUAUUAAAGGUGAAGAUGGUUGGAUUUAUAUGUUUCUCAAGAAAAAAGAUCAUUAUCAAUCUUGGGAGAAAUAUAUCAGAGAAGGGAGCCUAGAGACUGCAUGAAACUUCUAGGUCACUACCACGAGAUAAUAGAGGCUGCAUUUAGG